Messenger RNA from Cuscuta campestris, 2804 nucleotides. The record is from the annotation of a GenBank genome assembly. Lineage: Eukaryota; Viridiplantae; Streptophyta; Magnoliopsida; Solanales; Convolvulaceae.
UUUAAUAUUUCUUUAAUAUAUAAAAAUAUAUAAUUUAUAUUUUAAAUAUAUUCUCUAUUUUUUUGAAAUUUUCGAAAUUUUAAUAUAUAAAAUUUCGAAUUUUUUUAAAUUAUCGAAAUUUAAUAUAUUAUUUUUCUAUAUCAAAAAAUAUAUAUAUUAAAAUGUCGAGAGAGUCCGGUAGAAGGUCCGUGGAUAUGGGCGCCGUGAAUCAAAGUUUGAGGAGAGGCAAAGCUAAAGCCACCUCCGACGGUUCGACCUCACGCGGUUCUCGAGGAAGACACUCCGUCUCUUCGUUUCCUACUGUCCCAGAUCAUUUAAUCGGGGACGCUAUGACGGAUGAAGAAUUCAACCAGAUUUAUUCUAGUAGAGGAGACGCGAAUCUCCCCACUCUUGAUAGUCUAUUCGAGGAUGUUGAUGAAGCAGAACUGGAUAAUCUUGACGGGGACGAUGAGCCUACACCGCAAAGCAACGACGUCGACGUGGAGGCAGGGUUAUACGGUACUGUACAAGAAGAAACAGCACCACCUCCGCCCCCGAAAUCAAAAAAAGGUUUUGCCGGAAUAGUCGGUGACCUUCUUGCAAAGAAAGGGAAGCGUGCCCAGUCUUCGACGAGUUCAAGUGGUACAACAGUAAGCUCGCACAACGAACUUGCUAUGUACCAGGGUGUGACAUGCGAUUACGUUGACGACGACAUCGAUUUUGACGUGCUCGGAUGGUGGAAGCGGAACGAACACAUGUUCCCAUGUCUCGGCAUGCUAGCAAGACAAGUGUUGUCCAUCCCGGUAUCAGCCGUAGCAGUUGAACGAGAAUUCAGUGCUGGCGGCAACAUUCUAAACGACUACCGAAGUUGUCUUAAUGCUGAAUCUCUUGAAACACUGGCGGGGAGAGAAAUACUGAUGAUGGGAAUCGAUUCAACAUGGGUGGGACGAAAACCAGUGAGACGCCUGGGCGGGAUGUCCGAUGCCCUUUCUAUUGCCGCCGAUCUGGGCUUCGCCGUUUCUCCCCCUCCGUCACAGGAGGAGAUCCAGUGUUUUUCCAGUGGCUCUGGUGAAAAGAGUGAUGAAUUGGUAAGGGUGUUGAAGGAGCUUACUGCUGUCCAAAGAAAAAUUGCAGACUUGCAAGUGGAGCUUCAGGGCAGAAAGGAGGAUAAGAACAUUGCCCAUCUAACGCAUGUUAGUGAAAUGGAAAAAAAGAUCAAGACUUUGGCGAGAAUCACAACUAUAUUGAAAGAUGUUAUUCAGAACAAGGACCGUAUAAUUGCUCGGCUUCAACAACCAUAUUCAUUAGAUUGCAUUCCAGUGGAAGCAGAAUAUCAGAAACAAUUUUCUGAACUACUGAUGAGGGCAGCUAGUGACUACAGUGCAUUGACGACAUCUGCAGCUGACUUCCAGUGGAGCCAAAAUUUUAAAGAUCCACCAACGACAUGGGCAGAAAUGCUUCGUCCUAUCCCCGUGGCAUUGGCUUCAUGCACCAGAUUCUUUGAAGCCAUGUCUGCAAUGAGGGAGUCAUUUGCCACACUUCAAGCGUUAAGUGCCCGUCCUCCUUCCUCCAGUGCAACACCAAACAAGGCUCCUUUGCAAAGUGACCAAACAAGGAAGAAUUCAGAUUGUCUGACUCCACCUCGGAGAACAGAAACGAGUUUUGAUGAUUUGGCCAUUAGACGCGAAGGGCAAGCAAAUGAGCUGCAAGAAGUUGCAAGGGGCAGGGAACACGGCGGUGCUGUUGAAAGCCGUAGACUAUCAUGGCCUACUCCGGUUAAAAAAUUUGUGACGAACGGAAUUUCCCGACUCCAAUCCAUCUCCGCCUUCAUCAUGAAAUCCGGCGACAACUCAUCCACGGCGGCUCCACCGCAAUCGCGAUCGAGUUAUGCCUCGGCAGUCACCAGAAUAGCGGUGGCUCAGAUCUGCGGCGCAGCCGGUUACGCGGCGGCGGAAUCCUCGGCCAUCGCGGUCCUGACGGACAUCGCCGCCCUGUACCUGAACGCGAUCGGCAAAUCCGCCGCGUCCUCCGCCAAUUCCAGCGGCCGCACGGAGUCCAACCUCCUCGACGUCGCGGCGGCGCUGGAGGAGCUUGGCUCCGUGCAGGGCUUCCCCGGCGCGUCGGAUCCUCCUUCUUCAAAGUCCACCUUAUUAAACUCCGCCGUGAUCGGAGGCCUCCAAAAGUUCGUCAAUUACACGGAGGAGACGCCGUUCGCGAGGCCGCUCCCGAGGAACGUUUUACACCGAAGAAAAACGAAGCUGCCGUUAAAACGGGGCGCCGGCGAGUAUGACUCGGAGAAGCUCAGGCACGUCCCCAAGUGGUUGCCGUCGAUGCCGGAGAUCGAGAGAGACGCGAAAGGGGAGGAGACUUUGGGAUUCGGCCGGAGAAUAGAAUCGGAAUCGGAAAAUCAGGAGGGAAAGGGAAAGAGAAAGAACUCGCCGGAAAGAGAAAGAAAAGGAACGGAACUGCCAUGGAAUAGGAGGAGAAUAAGGUUUAAGGUCCGGAAGCGGGGGGAAUGUAGCCAUGGAGUUGAUAGGGGGGGAGCAAUGGGGAAGCGGGUUUCAUGGGCGAAUCUGAAUCUGAAUCUUAGUGGGAAAUCUUUGAUUAGCACCAAGAAAUUCGAAUUGGAUCGACCAAAUAGUAUGGUUAUGUUGUGACCAAAAAUUUUGCACCAAAAAGUUUUGGAUCCAACUUGAAAUUAAUUUUUUGUUCAAAAUAUGUGAGCGUGCUAAGUAUAUAAAAUAUUUAAAUAAGUACAAUAUAAUUUUUAUAUCAUGUAAGAUUAUAGAACUUUUGUAUUUGUAUAAUAUACUCUCUUUGUCCCG